AUAAUCUUGAGGUACUUAAUCGAAUUGAUAAGCUAUUUUGACCAUAAUCAGUAAAACAUAACACACACCCGUCAAAACUAUGUCGAAACCCGAGGAGUUCACGUUCCGGCGUGCCCAAGCUGAAGAUAUUAAAGAUGUGCUCUCCAUGAUUCAGGAACUGGCAGACUUUGAGAAAAUGAGCAAUGGUCCACAGCUAACAGAGGAGGAUCUUAAAAGGGAUGCUGGGCUAACUGGAGGCCAAGAAUACUGUGAGGUCUAUGUGCUAAUCGACAAUGCAACAAACCAGGCGAUUGGUUACUCGAUUUGCUACAAGGCGUACUCCACUUGGCAGGGUCGCUACUUUUUUGUCGAGGACAUAUACGUUUGUCCAGAGCAUCGAAAGCGUGGCGCUGGCAAGCGAAUCUUCCUGGAGGUUUCAGCACGCGCAGUGCAACUCCAAUGUCCGCGUCUGGAGUUCAAUGUCCUGGAAUGGAACCCAGCCCGAAAGUUUUACGAAAGCCUCGGGGCUAUAGAUUUGACAGCCAAGGAGGGCUGGCAUUACUACCGCGUUGAGGAAAAACAGCUGAUCAAACUGGCCAGAGAACUCGCUGCAAACUAGUUUUAUCCGUUUUCAGUGAUUACUACUUUGUAAUUCAGUUUUUACUACUUUAUAGUAGAGAUAUAAAUAAUUAAUAAUACUUGACCAUAGGCCAUACAUGUUACGAGUACAUUGCAAUUACUUUA
Molecule: messenger RNA, 723 nt
Organism: Drosophila ficusphila
Lineage: Eukaryota; Metazoa; Arthropoda; Insecta; Diptera; Drosophilidae
Product: thialysine N-epsilon-acetyltransferase
Exons: 4
Coding region: 80-598 (172 amino acids)
Molecular function (GO): N-acetyltransferase activity
Source: RefSeq, a predicted model, not a curated record